Botrytis cinerea B05.10 is the source of this 5220-nucleotide messenger RNA. RefSeq lists its product as hypothetical. Lineage: Eukaryota; Fungi; Ascomycota; Leotiomycetes; Helotiales; Sclerotiniaceae. The transcript has 15 exons. The record is from RefSeq and is a predicted model, not a curated record. Bases 285 to 4823 code for a protein of 1512 amino acids.
GACAAAGUCUCAACAGAACAAAGUUGUAUUGAGACUGGGAACUCACACUCGACUUGCUUAUUUCUCAAUUAUACCCCUUGUCAAACCCAGAAUAUACUUCAUCUCCAUCCACUCUGAGGUUCUAUUGCUUACGCUUGGGCGUCCAAAUUGAUAUGAAAAGCGAAGGGCAAUCUCGUAUCUCGUACCAAAUGAACCCCAGCUUCCCCGCAACGUAAGACAGAACAUUGCCACGAUUUCACUGAUAAAUACUACACCACACUAUCCCGCCAUCAUAAAGCCUCACAAUGGAGGAGCAUGGAAUCGCGUUACAUCGCGCGUUCCAUGAAAAAGCCUUGACAGUGGCACCAAAGGCUAGGAGAGAACCGGGCGAGUUUUGGGCAGCCGUGCUUGAGCCUGGUAAGACGGUUUCAAAUUUGGAUUCGGACAAUCUGCAUUGGUUCAAGGUCAAAGGCAAACACACUGUUGCAAAAGUACGAAAGGCAUUCCACAAGAAAUGCGGGGUCGAGGUUUUACUUCAUCAAGGACCUCACAUGGUAUCGUUGACAAGUCAGAUGCAACAGAUCAACCAUUUUAAUGACGAUAUCAUCAUUUUCUCAAGUCUAAAAGCUGCUUCUGGAGAUAAUGUCUCUGACAUCAUGCAAGCGCCAUUACAAUCAAUUGGUAAUGCAACACAAAAUCGCAUGCAUCCCGCAUCUGAGACACCAACAAAAUUGAAGCCCGACCCUGAGCCGACGCCGGCUACGGUAAAGUCAGAACCAGUUGACUCAGCUAUCUCUCCCAGCCCCUUCGAGACGCCUGCCAUCUCCGGCCCAUUGCCUGGAGUUGGACGGCUUCCAGCCACUAGACUGUUGGGAUCAGGAUCAACUCAACUAAGUGUUCCUGCAUCAGAACCUAUCUCUGGUUACGAAUUAUUCGCUGACACUCAUCGUGAAAACCAUUGGGCGUCCAAAGGUACACCUGCUUCAAUCGAGGCUGCUUUGAAAAAGUCAUGGACUGUUUUGACGCCUGAAUCGCGCGAAUUUUGGGGAUCUAAAGCUUCAGAAAAUAUCAACAAUGCACUCCCAUCGGGCAAUGCUUCCACACCGAAUUACCUCUUAGGUUUUGAUUCCUUUGCCGAAAUACAUCGGGUAAACUACACAGGCUCAAGCAUAACACCUGCUGAAGUCGAAUCUUCCCUGCGUAGGAGCUGGGAUAAAAUGCCAGCUCAAACUCGUCAGUACUAUUCAACAAAGGAUGCUCAAAAGUCGAAUCUUCCCUCGUCAAGUUAUGGCCUUCCUUCGCCUGAACAUGCCGUUGAUACCAAGCCUCUUCCAGGAAGUUUCAGUCUCUCGGCCAAUGGCCCUCGAGCCUCCAGGGUCGAAGAUGAAGCCUUUAUUGAGCCCGCAGAUUUUGUCCUAGCGACCGAAUAUGAUAAUGGAAGCCUAGAACCAGAACCACAAACUGUCGAACUCGCAAAGCUUAGACUUCAGAAACUCAUGGAUGAUAGUUCACCAGAAGUAUUGGAAGAAGAGGUGAAGAAAACAAACAAUUUCCUGAAUGGUUUGAAAAAACAUCUUCAAGUACCGGAAGCCCAGGGAAACCAAGAUACAAGCCAUUGGCUGCAACAAAUCGAAACUUUACAAGCUCAGGUUGUUGAUACACCUACAAUUAUUGGCGUCGUUGGAAACACCGGUGCGGGUAAGAGUAGUGUAAUUAAUGCCAUGCUUGAUGAAGAACGCUUGGUGCCUACUAAUUGUAUGCGCGCUUGUACCGCCGUUGUUACAGAAAUGUCAUGGAACUCUAACGAUGAGCCGGACAAGAAAUAUCGAGCAGAGAUCGAAUUUAUCCAAGAAUCUGACUGGAAGAAAGACCUUGAACUUUCUCUGAGCGAGUUGAUUGAUGUUUCUGGCAAUGUCUCACGAGAUUGUUCUAAUGCAGAAACCGAAGCUGGAAUUGCAUAUGCUAAGAUUAAGGCGGUCUACCCCAACAAAACGCAUGAAAUGCUAGCAAAAUCCACCGCAGAGGAGCUUCUAGCCGAAUUCGACGUUGGCAAAGUUCUCGGAACUACCAAAACUAUUGAGAAGUCCUCUCCAGAAUUUUUCUAUAAGGAACUUCAGUGUUACGUUGACAGCAAAGAAAAGUCUACCAAGGAGAAAGGUAAAACUAGUGAGAAGAAGAAAGAGAAGAAGACUAUGGAAUUUUGGCCCUUGAUCAAAGUUGUGAGGAUCUUUGUAAAAGCCGAUGCUCUCUCUACUGGAGCUGUUAUUGUCGACUUGCCUGGUGUUCACGACUCAAAUGCAGCUCGCGCCGCUGUGGCAGCUGGUUACAUGAAACAAUGUACCGGUUUAUGGGUUUGUGCGCCUAUCAAUCGAGCAGUCGACGAUAAAGCUGCGAAGUCUCUCUUGGGAGAAUCGUUUAAACGUCAACUCAAGUAUGAUGGGCAAUUUUCGAGGAUUACAUUUAUAUGCUCCAAGACUGAUGAUAUUUCUGUCCUUGAAGCUUCAGAUUCUUUAGGCCUUGAGGAAGUUAUGACAGAAGAUAACGCAAAGAUCGACCAAAUCGACAAGCAAGUUGAUAAACUCAACGCGAAAAUUGCAGAAUUGAAAGAGAGUAUGACCAUGUAUAAUGAUAUUUACCACGACGCAGACGAGAGCUUAGAUGUUUGGGAUGAUCUGAGGCGAGAUUUAGAUGCGGGUAAGACCGUUUACGCCCCCAAAGCCAAGCUUGAGAAAUCUCCUAAGCGAAAGCGAUCUUCUUCACCAAAGAAGUCACGCAAGAAGUCGAAGAAGUCCGGAUACGAAGAUGAUGAAGAUGAAGACCAUUUUAUUGAUGACGGUGAGGAUGAGGACCAGGAAGAUGAAGAAGACGAAGUUUCUGAUAAUGACGCCGAGGUUGAGGAAGAGGAACUCGACAAAGGCGAGCCUUUAACAACCGAGGAUAUUGAACAAAAGAUUGAUGAGCUCAAGGACAUCAAGAAGAAAGCCCGUAAGGAAAAGGUUGCAAUUGAGCUUGCGAUUAAAGAUGUCAAACAUGAAUUGAAGGGAUUCGAUGCGGAAAGAAAAGAAAUCGACACCAGAAUGAGAGCCAUCUGUAUUGAUGGUCGCAACAAUUAUUCAAAGACCGCUAUUCAGCAAGACUUUGCAACUGGUAUCAAGGAACUUGACAUGGAAAAUGCUGAAGAGGAAGAUGCUGAAAAUUUCAACCCGGAUGAAGAUAUCAGGGAUUAUGACGCCGUGGCUCGGAGUCUUCCAGUGUUUUGUGUUAGUAGCAGAGCCUAUCAACAGUUGAAUGGGAGAUUGAAAAAGGAUGCCAAAAUCCCCGGCUUUCGUAAUGCCCAGGAAACCGAGAUCCCACAACUUCAAGCACACUGCAAAAAACUCACAGAAGCUGGUCGAAGUGCUGCUUGCCGUCGAUUUUUAAAUUCUCUUCUCCAGCUUGUGUUGUCCUUGUCCUUAUGGUCCAAUAAUGAUGAAACCAAUGUUAACCUUUCAGAUUCGCAAAAGGCCGCCGAGGCGGGCUGGCUUCAGAAAAACGUAAAGGAGUUGGAGGAAACCCUCGACAAGGCCGUAGGAAAGUGUGUUAUGGAAAUGAAAGAUGCACUGACCGAGAAUAUUUUCGAAAAGUUCAGCGAAGUAAUUCCCUUGGCUGUGGACCAAGCUCCUGGAAUUGUUACAAAAUGGGGCUCCCCUGUUAACAAGAUUGAUCGUGCAGCCGGCGGUUUGCAUUUCCAGACAUACAAAGCUGUCACUCGUAGAAAUGGUGUUUAUGGAAACAAGAGUGGUACAUAUGAUUUUAAUAGCGAUUUGACGGAGCCAAUCAUGAAAUACCUGGCAAGCCAUUGGGAGAAGAACUUUUCCCGUAGAAUUCCCUCUGUGUUGCGUAGCUUUACUACAAACGCCAAUCUGAUCCUGAAGAAAUUUCAUCAGGCAGUUGAGAGUAGAAGCUGCAAAAAUCGUUCUGAAAUUGCUGGCUUGUCAAUGCUGUCUCAACAACUUCGAACUUACGAAGCAACUUUCUCGAUCUUGACCACGGAAAUGGUCGAAGCUAUUAACAAUCUUCAACGUGAUGCCAAUCGAGAAUUUGUGCCUGUAAUUGCUAGGAACUUGGCACCUUCUUAUCAAUACUGUGCUAGUGAAAGAGGAGCUGGCAUGUAUAUGCGCAUGAAAGACCAUCUGCAUGCUCAAAUUGAUCAGAAACGCAUCUUUAUAUUCAAAGAAAGUUGCGAUGAAGUCAAAAGAAGUCUCGAUAAGAUGUGUAGACGAGUUGAGGAGAGUAUGAACAACAAGACCGACGAAGUUUAUUUGCUUAUGCGCAGAGAUUAUUUGCAGGUCCUCAAUGGUGCUCAAGUUGGUGGUAAAAUAAUGCCGAAAUGGGAACGUCAUAUGAGAUUGCAAGUUGCUCGUGCAUUGGAGACCUAUGAAAAAGAUGAAGCGGAGAAGGUUUUUAACAGCGUGAAGGAAGAAGAGUCUGAAGAGACUGAAUCUUUGAAAGAGGAUGAGGCCAUGAAGGGUUUCAAAGUCGAAGAAUUGAGUGAUGAGAAGGGUGAUGAACUUGUCGAAGGCAGUGAAGCUCGUAAUGACGAACUCAAUGUUGGUGCUGAAAGAGAUGAUACGUCAGAGGCAAUUGCUGUCAGAAAUGAGCAUCCCGCAGAUGAAGAGACCAGCAAUAACGAGGAGUCUGAAACGUAUCGAGAAGCUCCUGAAAUCGAAUCUUCUAAAAUGGAUAUCGAUGCUCCAGCUGCUGAAGUUUCUUCUACCACUCUUCCUCCUACCGAGGCUGCCUCAACUGAAGCUGUCUCAACCGAAACUACUUUGACCGAAACUUCUGAGCUCCCUUCCGCCUAGAGACCUCACUGUUUUAGCGUUGCUGCUCGUAAAGCCAUUAUAUACAUUAUGUUUUUUGUAGGAUGUUUGCAGGAUAUACAUAUCAUUCUCUUACUACUAAGACGGCGUUUACAGAUAUGACAAAAUUUUCAGAACAAUUUUGUUUUAGGACGAGUCUUUGCUAUUUGCUUCUGGCUGUCUAUUACUUUAUUUACGAGUAUCUGGGUAUGAAACUAGCUAACGAUGGGAUGCGAUGAUUGAGAUUCAACUCAAAUAACAUGGAUUUAAAACCAAAUGUUGGGGAUUAUUUUUUUGAAGGGCCGUUAUGAUGGGUAUUUGCCUAAAAGUAUUUUGGUACGAUGAUGUCUGCUGAUUAUGAGCCACUGUACGAGGCACAAAAUCAAUAUUUACAAGUCCC